This is a messenger RNA of Tupaia belangeri chinensis (Chinese tree shrew), 748 nucleotides long. It is a transcript of the gene POLR2G, whose product is annotated as RNA polymerase II subunit G. Gene Ontology annotation, cellular component: RNA polymerase II, core complex; P-body. The transcript has 8 exons. Gene Ontology annotation, biological process: nuclear-transcribed mRNA catabolic process; DNA-templated transcription; transcription initiation at RNA polymerase II promoter. The coding region runs from base 23 to 538 and encodes 171 amino acids. NCBI's taxonomy places the organism in Eukaryota, Metazoa, Chordata, Mammalia, Scandentia, Tupaiidae. Gene Ontology annotation, molecular function: translation initiation factor binding; single-stranded DNA binding; single-stranded RNA binding. The record is from RefSeq and is a predicted model, not a curated record.
CGCGCCCCUGAGCACGGUGAAGAUGUUCUAUCAUAUCUCCCUGGAGCACGAGAUCCUGCUGCACCCGCGGUACUUCGGUCCCAACUUGCUCAAUACGGUGAAACAGAAGCUCUUCACCGAGGUGGAGGGGACCUGCACCGGGAAGUAUGGCUUCGUCAUUGCUGUGACUACCAUUGACAAUAUCGGUGCUGGUGUGAUUCAGCCAGGCCGAGGCUUUGUCCUUUAUCCAGUUAAGUACAAGGCCAUUGUUUUCCGGCCCUUUAAAGGAGAGGUUGUGGAUGCCAUUGUCACUCAGGUCAACAAGGUUGGACUAUUCACAGAAAUUGGUCCCAUGUCUUGCUUCAUCUCUCGACAUUCCAUCCCAUCAGAGAUGGAGUUUGAUCCUAACUCUAACCCACCAUGUUACAAGACAAUGGAUGAGGUAAGACAUCAGCAGGAUGAUGAGAUCCGCUUGAAGAUUGUGGGGACCCGCGUGGACAAGAAUGACAUUUUUGCUAUUGGCUCCCUCAUGGACGAUUACUUGGGGCUUGUGAGCUGAGCAUGGGAACCUCACACCUUGCUUGGUCCUGAUCUAGGAAGUCUGACAAGUGUCCGUCACACUUCUCGUUAUGCAGAGACCCAGUCUGGCUGCUGUUGUGGAGACAAGGAAGUUUCCUUGCCCCCAAAAGACACCUGGCACUUCUGGCUUAGCUGCUGCUCUGGGAUGUUUUCACUGUGUAUUGUAACCAUAAAAGAUCCUUGGUUCUCA